Miscanthus lutarioriparius is the source of this 699-nucleotide messenger RNA. Lineage: Eukaryota; Viridiplantae; Streptophyta; Magnoliopsida; Poales; Poaceae. The record is from the annotation of a GenBank genome assembly.
AUGUUGGAAGACAGUCUCAAGUGGAGGGCAGCUUACAGACCAGAGGAUAUACGCUGGCCUGAAGUUUCAAUUGAAGGGGAAACAGGAAAAAUGUACAGGGCAAGUUUUCGAGACAGAGAGGGGAGAACUGUUGUCGUUAUGAGACCAGCAAAGCAGAAUACAUCAUCCCAUGAAGGACAGAUACGGUUCUUUGUAUACUCUUUGGAGAAUGCAAUCCUCAGCCUGCCUGAAGGUCAAGAGAAAAUGAUCUGGCUGAUCGACUUCACAGGAUGGACGAUGGCAAAUGCUGUGCCCAUAAAGACUGCCCGAGAAACUGUAAACAUCCUGCAAAAUCAUUAUCCUGAGAGGCUGGCCAUUGCAUUUCUAUUCAAUCCCCCAAAAGUAUUCGAAGCGUUUUGGAAGGUUGUCAAAUAUUUCCUUGACCCGAAAACUAUCGAGAAGGUGAAGUUUGUUUACCCGAAGGAUGAAGAGAGCAUGAAGGUCAUCCACAAGUACAUUGACCCGGAAGUCCUUCCUAUUGAGUUUGGGGGCAAGAGCAGUGUGGUUUACAACCAUGAAGAGUACUCUGAGUUGAUGACCAAAGAUGACAUCAAAAUAUCCAGCUUUUGGGCAGCAGAUGCUCAAACUGACCAUGUUAAUCAUGUCAUCGAUGGGACCUUGGCCCCUGAGGUUACACCUGUUGUCACCGCUAAUUGCUGA